UAAAGGGCAGGUUUUGGAGUUACAACAUCACUACAACCACACUUUAUCUGAACUGAUUUGUGAGAUCUGUAGUAGAGCGAGAGAGUUCAGUGGAGGCAUUUUAUGUUAAAAGGAAAAAACACAAAACUCCAAAUAUAAUGCAGAGACCAAGACAAAUGCAGAGGCUAUUGUUUCUGCUCCUGGGUCAACUUUUAACAUUUGCUUCUUGUGAUACAACUCCAGGACCUAAACACGAACGAAGACCUGGAGGUCCUUCACAGGAACAUUGGGGCUACUCAGAUCAAGACUGGAGGGAAGACUAUCGGAAAUGUGAAGGGAAAUCACAAUCUCCAAUCAACAUUGAAAUCAGCAAAACCAUUGUCAACAAAAACCUUCCUAAAAUCACUCUUGAGGGAUAUAGUUUACCAGAGACAACUUUACUCAGUUUAACUAAUAAUGGACACACAGUUCAACUUUCCCUCCCAGAGUCGAUGAGCCUAAGCAAUACGUUCCCACAGAAAUAUUUGGCAAAUCAGCUGCAUUUUCACUGGGGAUCAGAAGGCUCUCCAGGAGCAGAGCACACAGUAGAUGGUAUCCGGUAUGCUGCUGAGAUGCACGUUGUUCAUUACGCUGCCAAAUAUGGAAGUUUGAAAGAUGCAGCACAGCAAGCAGAUGGUCUUGCAGUUCUGGCAGUAUUGCUUCAGAUUGGACCGAAUGAUAAUGAAAAUUACAAUCACAUUUUUGAUAAACUGGAAGCCAUUUCUCAAGAAGGUGAUGAAGUGUACAUUCCUGGUUUUGAUGUAAACACUUUGUUGCCCCAUCAGCUGUCCCAUUUUUUCCGAUAUAAUGGAUCCCUGACAACUCCACCCUGCCUUCAAACUGUUACCUGGACUGUUUUCAAUGAUACUGUCCAGCUCUCGAAAGAACAGCUCCACAAACUAGAGACCAGUUUAAAGACGGGCCAUCACACAUUGGAUUCUAACUUUAGAUUUGUCCAGCCACUCAAUGGAAGGAAUGUGCUUGCUUCUUUUUCGUCAACAUUGCCUUCAGGAAGAAUGGUUGUUAAAGAGUCUGCUGAAUCAGGCGGAGAUGACAAACCAGGUUUAGAACUUGGUGAACCAAAUGCAUUCAGUAAUAGCUCGGAUGGCAACCAAAUUGCUUUAGGUGAUACAUUGGCUAUUAUAUUUGGGAUUCUAUUUGGAUGUACUGCUGUGAUCUUUGUCAUUUAUGUGUUGCGGCAAAGAAAGCAUCAAAGGUUAAAUACUGAAAGUGGGCAGAAGGUGAUUUAUAAACCAGCCAAUACAAUGGAAGCAUGAGCUUACACUGAGUAACUGCCUUUUGGAAAUCUGGAGCUGAACCUAGCUAAUGGAACAAAAGUUAUUGACUUCUAGAGAAGAAACCAUUCAUUUAUUCUCUGCUGUCAUCAGAUGUGGCUCAGUUAUAAAUUGCUUUUAUAUAUAUUUUGUUCUGUACUAAGAGGAAGUGAACAUGUGGGCUGAAGCUGAAUCAUUAUCUUGUUGUGAUCUAAGUGCCAAGUGAAACAAUUCGGGUCCCAGUUGAAGCCACGUUUGCUGUUCAGAUCUUGUCCAUCUGCCUUCCCACAGCCCCCCCCCUCCCCCCCCUCCCCCCCCCAUUAAUUUAAUUAUGAUGAGGUGUUUCCUAUCCCGUGGGCUUGUGUCCGUGUGUUUGGCGUGAAGGUGCCUCGGCUGCAUUGACAUAAACUGGUCCGUGUAGUUUGACCCUAGUAUGUAGAAGCGGUUGAAUAUGGGGGUGGCACCAGUUGAUAGAAAUGUGGGGAGAAUAAAAUGAACAGUGUAAAAGUGGGCUUGAUUGUCAGCAGGGGUCUUAGUGGGACAAAGGCAUGUCUCUAUGCUGCAUCUCUGCCCCUCUACACCACUAAGGACUAAAACACAAUGCUGCAAUUAAACAAUUCCACUGAGGGUACCCAGUUUUCAGAUACUAGAAGGAUGUGAAACAAUUUUGUUCAGUAGUAUUGUAGUUAAUCAGCUUUAAGUGAAUUAUUGAAUGUUGAUUUUUUUUUUUCUAUUUUACAUGUAUAUUCAAUUCUCAAUGACAUGGGAAGUCUUUAUAUAUUGUUGGUGUUUGUGGGUAAAGGAAUCUGCUCGUGCAUGUUCACUGACUAGGAGUGGUGCUCCCAUGUGAUCCCACAGGAACAAUCUGUUUGCUGGGGAAAUGUGAUGUUGUGAGCGACAGUUUUGCACAGACCAUUAUUUAUGUUCUGAACUGAGAUCAUAAAAUAUCUGUACUGACCUAUGCACAGAUAAGUGGCAAGACUGACACAGCGAAAGUCUUUUAACUGCAUUAUUACAGCAGGUGUUUCUAUUACAGUGUAAACUGAAUUAGCUUUUUUGAAGUCGUCGAUGAAUGUAAUUUCAAAUCAGGAGAUAAGAAUCUGAACCAUGUUGCCUUCAGGGAAAUACUACAAUAAUUUGCAUUACAUAUACGAUGGUGUUUAUGCCAUAAAGUUUCAAUAGAUUUUGUAAAUUCAGCCAGCCAAGGAAAUGGACUCUGAGAAGGAUGAGAUUAAAGGGAUUGAUCACAAGCCUGAUCACAAACACUGGUUUAGAAAGAGGACAGGAGGUGGGGAAACAAGACGUUUCAGAGAGGGUGGUCUGGAGAGUGGGACCAAAACUGCUGAAGCUUUUACACAAUGGUGGGGUAAACCAAAGCUGUAACAUUUUGGUGGGGUAAAAGUGAUUUAAAAUCUCUUAAAUCAGAUUUCAGAGAUGAGAUCAAAGAGAUCUCCGAAAUCAAAGUGAUUGUGGGGUUGAUUCAAAGUUGGAAGUAGCUGGCAACAUGGUGUCAGACGGAAGGAUGUAAGGAUAACAAAACAUUAAACUGUUGGGGACAGGAAUCAAGUGUACAGUAAGAUUCAUGUGAGUAGGGUUAACUUUCUCUAAUAUGUGAAAUUACUUCCACAAUUAGUUACUUUGUGUGGAUUUUACCUGCAGGGGCAUAUUAAAGAAAAUAUUUUAUAGCACUGCAUCUAAAUUGAACAUAGGAAUGGUUCUAAUUUCGACAUAAAGGGUUUUUUUUUUGAAAUGUUAUUGACAUUGAAUAAAGUACUGAACAAAUAA
Leucoraja erinaceus (little skate) is the source of this 3077-nucleotide messenger RNA. RefSeq names its product carbonic anhydrase IX (gene ca9). Gene Ontology annotation, cellular component: plasma membrane. Gene Ontology annotation, molecular function: carbonate dehydratase activity; zinc ion binding. The record is from RefSeq and is a predicted model, not a curated record. Lineage: Eukaryota; Metazoa; Chordata; Chondrichthyes; Rajiformes; Rajidae. The coding region runs from base 138 to 1295 and encodes 385 amino acids. The transcript has 13 exons.